AAUGUAUCGAAACGAAUGAAUUGCCACACAACCGCUAUAACGUGACAUCGACCAUUGUCUCUGUCAUAGAUAAUAAUGUUCAGUGCACAGUGCGCAGAGUGUUGCAUUCCGUGAGUGUAUGUGAGAUGUGACCGAGUUGGUUUAGCAACAACGCAGUGCCUAACACGUUUUAGGUAGUAGGCUACAGUGUCGCCAUGGUGUAGAGUCAAGCUGCUGGAGAGUUGUGGGUCUGACAGCUUAUACAAAUAAUAUUAUAGCCUACUGCUUCUGAAUAUUGCUCGAGCCUCCAUGGCUGGACCGUCUCUGGGUAUCACUUUGCAACCUGGACUCCGGGGUUAGACGUAACAUAGUAAAUCAGGGACACUCAAAUUAGAAUGAAAUGUUACAUUUUGUAAGGUGGACAUGUCAGUAAUGGAGGAUGUUCUGAAGCACAUAGACGUCUAUGACCCCAGGUUCUGUGUUGCUGUCAUCGCCAUCAUCUUCAACCCUUUCUUCUGGAAUGUGCUGAUUCGUCCUCACGAUAGCCAGUGGAGUCAGACUGUAGGAGCACAAACAACGGUGGCGCGUUGGGAGCAUCGUACGAGAGGUUUGACCAGACUGUUUGGGGGUCCCUAUCUGGCCUGCUACUGCCUAGGCACCCUCAUCAUCCUCCUCAAUGUCUACCGCAGCCACAGUAUGACAGUGGCGAUGAAGGCCCAGGCGAGGUGGGAGGUGAUGGCCAGCCCAGAGGUGUUCUACGCGGGAGCAGCUCUCAUGGCCCUGGGCUCUGUCUUGGUGGUCACCAGCUUCCUGGCUCUCGGAUUCACCGGGACCUUCCUGGGUGACUAUUUUGGGAUUCUGAUGGAAGAGAAAGUGAAAGGUUUCCCCUUCAAUGUAACUGAGAACCCUAUGUACUGGGGCAGCACUGCCAACUAUCUGGGACUCGCAUUCAUCUCACCUCUAAUGCGAUGGCUGAAACUGCUUAUCUUUGAGGCGUUUGAUGUCAGCUGGCAGAGAAGACGACGCUACUCGCAGCUGGUUUUCCAGGAAUGCCAGUCCGGUGGGGUUGGUGCUGACAGCAGUGGUAGCCAUAUCAUACCAAGUGGCCAUCAUCUUUGAGGGACCUUUCACCGAGGAGAUCUAUCGACAGAGAGCACAGUGCUGCAAGCACAAAUAAAGAGGAAGGAUGAACUGUGUUUGUCCGAGGAUCAUACCUACAGAUCAGAGACUACCAGACUGACUACCAGGCCACACACCACGUCAGCCUGCUACACAGAGCACCAGAGGUGGGCUAGAGAGAGAGAGAAGGGAUGGAGGGUGUUUUUGUAUUCUGGCAAAGAUCAAGUACACAGUCUUCCUCCUGGCCCAAUUCCAAGAUAUUCUACUUCUCUUUAUAAAAACUUUGAUCCCUGCUUGCAGUAUUUUAAUAGCAAGUCUUAACAAUGCAAGGGCUGGAUCAAUCGUUUUCAGCUUUUAAAUUGAAUGCUCUGUAGUUUUCAUAUUUCACACUAUUUAGUCGUGUAGUUUUUAUCUCAAAAGACAAUCAUUCCAUAAUAUCUUCUGCAUGGCUAUGUUUGCAGAGUCCCAUGUAUCUUAAUGAAACUGUAAAUACAGAUCUGAUCCCAUAACUACCUG
Messenger RNA from Oncorhynchus kisutch (coho salmon), 1614 nucleotides. RefSeq names its product phosphatidylethanolamine N-methyltransferase (gene pemt). The record is from RefSeq and is a predicted model, not a curated record. Gene Ontology annotation, molecular function: phosphatidylethanolamine N-methyltransferase activity. Gene Ontology annotation, biological process: phosphatidylcholine biosynthetic process. The transcript is spliced from 9 exons. Bases 403 to 1098 code for a protein of 231 amino acids. Lineage: Eukaryota; Metazoa; Chordata; Actinopteri; Salmoniformes; Salmonidae.